Messenger RNA from Scylla paramamosain (green mud crab), 1904 nucleotides. RefSeq lists its product as uncharacterized. NCBI's taxonomy places the organism in Eukaryota, Metazoa, Arthropoda, Malacostraca, Decapoda, Portunidae. The record is from RefSeq and is a predicted model, not a curated record. Bases 142 to 1536 code for a protein of 464 amino acids. The transcript has 4 exons. Gene Ontology annotation, cellular component: neuronal cell body; dendrite; membrane. Gene Ontology annotation, biological process: sensory perception of taste; male courtship behavior; chemosensory behavior.
AGCAGCAGCUGCAAGGAGGGCGGGAUGAGGCCUCAGUGCGAGGUGAUCCCGAGGGCUGACCACACCUUGUUCUAAAGUUCCUGAAAUUUCAUUCUGUUUAGAAAGCAGCACCAGGUCAUUUUUCGCCAUCUUCACGAAGAGAUGGAGGCAGACGGGAAGCUCUCGCGUAUUGAGCGACUCACGUACUGUAUGGGGGAAAGGUGUUACUUCGCAUACUUGUGGCUCAUCAGGCUGAACGGCGGGCUGCCCUACUCGUGGCACCGGCCGCGCGGCGACCACGCCCGCAGGUGGUGCAUGGCGACUUGGGAAGGCCCUCGGAGCGUCCCUGUUCUCAUCCGCCGCCGCCAUCUGGUGCUGUGGUCUUAUUUUAUCGCCAUGCUGAUCUGCAGCUCCUUCAUGGCCUAUAUGGUAGUCAUCUUGCUACCAAGGAUGAGAGGAGAUCCCUCCUUGACGUCCCAAGCGAGGAUACUGAACAGCUUAGUGGGUUCAGUGGCCACCAUGGGGCUUGUCUAUUACCUCAUGGUGAGCGGCACGCAAUUGGCCAGGAUGGUGAGCCACCUGUACGUCUUCUCCUCAUCCUUCUACGUGCCAUUCGCCAUGGAGAAAAGCAGGAUACAAUUAACCGCCGUCUUCAUCAUAAUCGUGUCUUAUGUCUGUGACCUGGGUUUUUUGGUGAGGGGAUUCGCUCAGGUAAAGUCUGUGUACGUCAUCCUGGGCAGCGUCUCCUCGGUGGUACUGCGGUUCGUCUCCUUGGUGUCCGUCAUGCCUGUGCAGCUGCUAUUCCACUGCAACUCCCUCAGGAUAGCCAUUACGUACAACCAGGUGUUCCAAAGUUUCCACCACCACGUCUCGGGACAGCAGGCACCCGAGGGAGACGCAGACGAGGCGCAUCCCGAGCAGCUCGCUGACUCACUUCACAAGAUAAGACAGCAAGCUUACUCUCGCCGCGAGAAAAACAGGAAAGUACUCAACGAAUACCUGCCAGCCACUGUGGAGGAUGCUGUAAUGGUAACCGCCAGCAGCGCCCUCCACAUAGUGCACCACGCGCAGCACCACCAGCACCUGUUCAAUGAGUACUUCUCCGUGCCAGUGCUGCUCAUCAUGGCGCGCUCCAUCACCAGCCUCAUCUUCACAUUCUUCUUCGUGAUCUUGGACCUUCACAACAGGUCGUUUUCCACCACGAUGAAGCUCCUGCAAGAUGCCUCAUUCAUCCUCGUCAUCUGCCUGGCCCCUGAGGCUGUUGCGAGGCAGAGGAGAAAACUAAGAGGAGAAUUGUGUCGCUUGAGGGUCUUCUGUAGCGACAGACUCCACGCCAAGCUGGGCCGCGUGCUGGAGCUGAUGGACGAUGACCCAAACUUCAACGUGGCAGGAUAUUUCGUGGUGGCAAAGAGUUGCAUUAUACCGGUCACCAGCUUCAUCAGCACGUACCUGGUGAUUCUGAUCCAGUUCCACAUUAGCGAGUUGCAGUGUCCGACAGGGGACGCAAGGACCAUCGCCAACACCACUGACACCACCACCGACAUCUUAUACCACUGAUGUCCCCCCCUCCUCUCCCUGAUGUCUACUCCUAAUAAGUGAAAAUAAGGGAAGCUGCAAGAAGUCGUCAGGCCUGUAAAGGUGCACAUGUUUUCUUUUUUCUUUCUUUUUUUUUUUUUUUUUUAGCUCCCUACUAACUCGGCACAGACAAUCUGCUUUCAGAGUUUAUUCCAGCAAGGACAAAUGAAAAGACGGGAGAACAUACGAAAACACACAAAAGUACACACAUGGGAGAACAAAAAAAAAAAAAAAAACUUGGAAAACAAAAGAGAACAUGAAAGAAGAUAAAGGAACAUGGAAGAAAAUUUUAGAAAUGUGAGAAAAAGUGAGAAGAAAUGUGUUAAUGGAAAAAAAAAAACAAAAACAAA